This is a messenger RNA of Symsagittifera roscoffensis, 2630 nucleotides long. Its product is annotated as armadillo repeat-containing protein 8-like. The coding region runs from base 792 to 2525 and encodes 577 amino acids. The record is from RefSeq and is a predicted model, not a curated record. The transcript is spliced from 9 exons. Lineage: Eukaryota; Metazoa; Xenacoelomorpha; Acoela; Convolutidae. Gene Ontology annotation, cellular component: GID complex. Gene Ontology annotation, biological process: proteasome-mediated ubiquitin-dependent protein catabolic process.
UCGACAUUCAUAUUCACCCAUGUUUAAUGCCUUUUAAAGGCGAAAAGUGAAUUAUUAAUCUCGGUUGUUAUUGGACGCAAUCAAAAUGAAUUCUCAAAAUCCCGAAGCCUUAGCUUACGUUUAGUUCACGCGAAAUCAAAACAAAGUUUUUUGUUAAUUCGUAGCAGAGUACACGAGGAAAAUGCCCUGAAUGUUCCGACUGCACUGUAAAUGGUCUCAACCAGUGUUGGCAAACAGAAUUUUGAUAAAUAGACAUUCUAGGCGUUUUGUUUUUGAACAUUCAAAAUAAGUUAUAAAAGCUGAGUCGUAUAGAGCAUCAAUGACCAAUUAGCUUGCCUCAAUUCAUUUUUGAGUUAUUCGUUUUUGAGUCCGAGAUAGCCACGCAUAAAAAUUUCGCCUUUAGCUUUCAACAUGAUAUACGGUGUCUUCAAAGCGCACUUAAAUUAAACCAAAAUGUUGACCAAUUGGGAUAUUUCAAACCCCGGAGCCUUACCAAAAGGGAUUGAAGAUGAAGUUGCUUUUUACUUUUGAAUUCAGGGAGUUGAUGUCUUUAUUGGAGUGUAAAAAACGUUCGUUGAAAAUUUCGAUCACUGAAAUUGGUUAAUAUAAAAAACUACACCAAGCGUAAGUAUUCUUGAUUUUUUUCUAAAGUCAGAACAGCCAGCAUAUAUAUUCAUUGCUUUCAUCGAAAGUCGGUACUAUAAGUAGUCAACCAUCAAACUGUAUCUCCAAUCAGAAACAGUGUAUGCCUACAAAGAAGUGCGCUCAAUACUGACCACCUGUUGUUGUUGAUGGUCAGUCCUCUUGACAAUACAGAAAAGGACGAGAUUCCAUGUGAGGACGCUGAGGGAGAUGCGUAUAACAUGCCAAAUGGAUCUGGUAAAUGGAGCUCAAAGAAAGAAGAGCAAAUUGAAUUGCGCGAGUCUUCUCUCAAAGUUUUGGCCUCACUCUGCGCCAACGACCCAGAAACAGCCGCACGACUAGUGAACGAGUUCAAUAUAGUGGAAAGAGUAAUUCUACCAUGUCUUCUCCGGACAGACGCCCGAAUCGACCCGAAUAAUUGCGAGAAUCAAAUUGAGAGGAGACGAUCGGAGGCAAGGUUGUUGUCUUCGUGUCUGCUCUUGCUUCUGAGUUUGACCAGAGCAGUUCCAGUGUUAGUUAAACACCUUCUAAUUUUACGCCGCCCUCAGAAACCAUCACAACUACCGAGCCAGUCACAACUGCUGAUAGAAUCAUCAGGAACCACCCAUCGUGGUUUUUACAGAACCAGUGCGACUAUCACACCCUUGAGUGUCAAUAGGGAGAGUGGGCUGGAAAUAAACGAAGAUGAAAGUGAACUGGGAGAAGGGAGAGAGAGACUCGGAGUGAGAGCAUUUUUCGUCCACUCACAGCCGGCUGAACAGUUAAACAGACAUCAAAGCUCCUCAAUCUACACGCUUCUGUUGCAGAUUCUGAAGACCAAUUGUGUAUCAGAGUGCAGCCACGGCUCAGCCUCUGAUUGGGGCUAUGACUUGGCAGUGAAGCAACUGGCGAGCAGUAUACUGUGCAACCUCUCUCUACCAUACGCGUGUAGCAGAACUGCUACUUCCGCUGUUAACAACUCUCCCUUCCGCAGUGCUGCCCUGUCGUCUCCCAGGAAAGCCCUGCUUGAAAAUGGGUUGCUCAAGGCGUGCUGGCAGCUAGUUAGCUCAAAUGAUUAUAAUUUGAGACUGAACGGAGUGUGGAUUCUAAUGAACCUCAGCUGCGAAGGGACGCAGGAGGACAAAGAACAACAAGGGAAACAUCUCAUGUUGCAGAUAUGGCAGGGCCUACUGAUGACGUCACCAAUUACUAAUACUGAAUCUAAUCACGCCUCCCCCGCUUCUGUACUGUCUCACCUGUUGCGUGACCCAUGUCCGCAUGUGGCAGAGAAGACCAGUGGUCUACUGCUCAACUUAAGUUGUCAUCUCAGCCGGCACACUUGCAAAGGAGAUCAAUGUGUGAAUGACUCGGCUCGGCUGGUGAUAGAAAAAGGAAGAGAAAUUGUGCAAUUCAUCUGUGAUGGACUUGAAAGGACAGAACUGCGACAUAACUUGCUGCUGGCUCUGUGGAAGUUUAGUUGUGCACCAGACAUGUGCCCUCAUCUUAUGGUUGAGAUGAUUGUGAAAUGCGAUGAGUUGAUGCAGAAAGCUAAGAAGAUUCUGCUGUUGGAGAAGAUUGAGAUGCGACUUGUUAGUUUGGUGCUGCAAUGGAUUGCUAAGUGCUUGUCGCCCACUGACAUAAAUUCGGCAUAUAACACAAGCGAUAAUAGAUCCCCAACUGGCCUCGCUGACCAUACUUCUAGAAGCAGUGCAAUAUCAGAUCAAGAUGAGAGAAACAGAAGGAAAGAAAGGAUGGUUGCUCACUUCAGACGACACGACUUCCUAUCCGCCCUCUCGUCUCUUCUCGGCACGGUGUCGAUUUUUGCAGAGAAAGGAUACAAACACCAUUACGCAGUUUCAAUUAUUCAACAAAUACAUCAUCUGUGUGGAGUAUUGCGAGUUUGAGAGAAACGACAGAAAGUAAAUUAGUCAGGCAUUCAAAAUGGUCAACCAGACUCUUAUAUUUUCAUACAGAAGUCUUUUUAAAUAUAGAUAUUAGGUACUUGAAGU